AGGAGGAAGACAUUUUGAAAGGUAGAGGGCACAGACAUAAUCUGUUAAUGCUGAUAUAAUGAAAAUAUUGGGAAGUUAAAAAAGUGAAUUAAGCUGAUACAAUGGAAGAAGAGGUUAUCCAAGAAUACCAUUCUUCGUUGGAAGACCUAAAUGCGAACAGCAAACCUCUGAUCAACAUGCUGACCAUGCUGGCUGAGGACAACGAGCAGUAUGCGCCAGAAAUCGUUAAAGUCAUAGAAACGCAUUUACAACAGGCUGAACCAUCCAAGAAGCUCCCAACUCUGUACUUAAUUGAUUCUAUAAUCAAGAAUCUCCCGAAAUCAUCGUACCCUUCUUUAUUUGCUCAAAAUAUUGUACAGACGUUCUGUACAACUUUUGAAAAGGUAGAUGAAAAGACAAGACAAUGCAUGUACAAAGUUCGACAAACAUGGAAUGAAAUAUUUAGAAACAGGAAACUGUAUGCCAUUGAUGUACGAGUAAACCACAUGGAUCCAGCUUGGCCUAUUACAGCUGUAGCAGAAACUGAUGGGAAGAGUAACAUAUUUGUCAAUCCAAAGUUCAUUGCAAAGAAAGAGGAGGACAUAGUUCCUGAACUCCCUGUGGUUCCUGAUGUAGAUGAAGAAACACUGAUGAGACAACAAUUGAUAGCAAAAAAAGCAGAGUUGCUGAAAAUCCAACAGCAGAAGCUUGAAAUGGAACUUAGAGAGCUAGAAGAGGCAACUCAGAAUCGAUCUCAUCCCAAGGUCUUGAAAAAUGAAGAGACCCUGAUAAGUGAAACACCGUCCAUCUCUCCAUCCUUGCCCAAUGUGCCAAAACGUGGCCCUAGAAUGCCGAAUCGAGAUCCUAGGACUGUUCGGGAUCCUCGUGUCAGGGAUCCUAGACUUCAAAACAAACCUCCCACAGUUAGUGCUGCUUCAGCUCAACCACCCAUCUCACAAGUCACUACAAAUCCCAUGCCUGGCAUCCCAGGACCCAAUCCUAUAAUGAUGCCCUUCCCGGGCAUGCCCCCUCCUCACUUGAUGCCCAUGAUGCCUAAUCCAGGAAUGAUGCUGUCUCAACCACCACCUGGACUAUUCCCUCCACCUGUGAUAAGCCAGCCUCCACCAGGCAUGCCACCUACCUCCACGAUAACAUUCCCUACACCUUCUAGUCUACCACCACCAACUCAAACAUUCAUUAGUGAAAAUUCAAAUGAUGAAGAUACUAGUGAUAGAGCUAAGCCACCUGGAGCUCAACCUAAUGAUAAUUUUGAUAAAGAAAAGUCUGUUGGAAGUCAAAGGCAUUCCACAGAUAAAGGAACCCUAAGGAGUGAACUGGAAAGAAGAGCCAAGGAAAAUGAAAGUGAAGUGAAGCAUAAAAGUGAGAAUGAUUCUCAUAAGCCUAGAUCAAGAGACUCUAAAAGUAAAGAAAGAAGAAGUGGAGAAAGUGCUAGAAGUAGAGAUUCCAAGGAACGCUCCAAAGACUCCAGAUCAUCAAGGAAAAGUAGCCCUAGGCAUGAAAGAGGAAUUAACAGAGACUCAAAAAGCAGGGAGGAGGAUGCCAAAAGAAAAUCUCAGGGGGAUAUAGAUGCAAAGAAAGCAGAAGACAGGAAAAAAGAUUCCAAGCCAAAAGACAGAUCUAAAGGUAGGCUAGAGGAAGACUCUGACAGCAGGGAUUCCAAUCAUUCAAGGCGGGACAAAGAAAAAUCACCAUCUCUAAAGGAGAGAUCAAGGUCACCUGUGUCUAGAAAAAGACCUUCACCAAAGGAGAAGAAGUCUCCAAAGAAAACUGAUAAGGUGAAGGAUGACAUUAAAAUUGAAACAACUCCUGAACCAACAGAAUCAGAGGAAAAAAUGGACACCGAAAAGAAGCAGGGAUUCUUUGAUUCAGGAUACAAAAUUCCUAAAAAAGAGGUCAUUGCAGAAGGUAAAGAUGAUCUGGAUGAACGUGAGCAAAAGAGAAGUAAAGAUCAAAAAUUAGUGAAGGGAAACUCAAAACGUGACCUUAGUGAGAUAUCAGAGAGUGCAGACAAGGCUGACAUAGAGGAGGAGGGACCAAGUAAAAAGCCGAGGUUGGAGGACCAGCCAAAAUUGGACAAUGAACUGAGUGCAUUGUUUGGUAGUGAGGAUCAGGACUACAGGAGUUUGAUGGAUGUAGAUCAGAGAAAGCCCAAGAAUGCAGUUAAGAAGGGCUGGGCUCAGUACAGGCAUGACCAUCCAGGGGAGUUUUCCUAUGAGAUUGAACGUGAGAGGAGGGACACGGAUCAUAGAAGUCCACUAGACAUGGACCACAGAAAAGACACCGACUUUCGUAGUCAGAAAGGGGACCUUGAUCUGCGAGGUGUUGGUGAAUCCUCAAAAACUGUUGAUAUUCCAAAUGCUCUCUCUUUGGAAAACAGAGAAACCAUUUUAGAACAGAUUGAGAAACGUAGAAAAUCAGGAGAGUUAACAUUUGAAAGGCAUCAAGAACUUUUAAAGGACUUAUCUCGAUUGGAUGUUUUACAAAAGAUUCAGCAGGAAAGAGAAAAAUUAAAAGGAGAGUUAAAUGAAAGAGACUCUGAUUAUCAGCCUGGUCCACCUAAGGAUUGGAGAUCAAUUCCAAGUGUUAGAGUGCCUACACCACCAAGGCCUACUCCAAGUAAUGAAAAGCCUCCAGUGGAGAGAGAUGGACCCAUCUCUGAAAAAUGGCAAGAAAGUCGUAGAUCUGCAGCUCGAGAAUUAAACAUGGAUGAAAGAGAAUUUCGGUCUCCGAGGAGUGACUUUGACAGCGAUUCCAGAGACCGAUUCCCACCAUUUAAUAGAGACAGACCUGGUCCUCCUGAAGGACCCCACCACAGAGAAAUAUUUGAUGGUCCUCCUGAUGAUAGAAGACCACCAAUGGAUGUAGAUAGAGGAAUCAAUAGGGACAUGGCUGGACCACCACAUAGGAUGGGAAGGCCAAUGAAAGAUGAUGAGCGAUUCCCUCCACCUGACUGGCAAGGACCUCCGGAUAGAGACUAUGAUAGAGAGAUGUGGAAUUAUGAUGGUAGAGGUCUCCCAGGAGAAAGGGGACCACCAGAUUUUAGACAAGAUAAUAUUGAUAAUAGACCUGACAGGGGUCGACCUUUUCAAGACUAUAGUAAUCGUGGUCCAAGAAGAGGAAUGGGACUCAGAGGUCGAGGAUCAAGGGGGCGCAACUCCCCAGUAUUUAGAGAUCAAAGAGGUCCCAUGGAUGAGGAUUUCCCUCCAUAUGAUAUGGACAAUCGAAGACAGGAUGACAGAUUUCCUCCAAGAGGUGGAUGGCAUGGAGGGUGGGAUAGAGGUAACAGGGGUGGACCUAGAGGAAACUUUAGGGGUCGUGGAAUGUUCCCUGGGCCAAGAGGGCCACCACCACAACGUGAUAUGGAUGAUAGGGAUUUUGACAACAGACCACCUCCAGACUUUAUGAACAAACCUAGACCUCCAUUGAGACAGUUACCUCCUAUGAAAGACUCAAGAUGGGCUAAUCUUAGCAAUUUUCCAGGAACUGAUGACACUGAAGAGUUUGUGAUUGAUGGAAAACCUUUCCAUAUUAAAGUUGGUGCUCCCCCAAGAAAGGUUAGAUUUGGUAAAGGUCAGAUUGAAAUAUUUGCAGAUCCAAAUCAGCGAUGUAUUCUUGUAGAUGGCCAGAGAGUUUACACAUUUGGAGAUUAUGUUAGGGAAGUUAAACUACAGGCAGACUGUACUGGAAGAAAUUUCAAAGUAUUCUAUCAUGGUGCAGCAAGACAGCUCUGGAUAGAUGGGUUUUUACAUGAACUAAGGCUGGAUGCUCCACCAAAGAUAAUCUCAAUCAAAGAUAAAGAACAUACCAUCAGAAUUGAUGGAAGAGACGGUAUGAUUCUGUUAGAUAAUAAAGAACUGGGAGUAUUUGGUGGUCCACCUAGAUUUGUGUUUAUUGCUGGAAAUCGCUGUGAACUUCGUUUUGAACCACCACCCCGACAAAUUUUGAUUGAUGGGAAGUUGUGUGAAUUGAAAUUGGACAGAAAAAUUCCUUGUGUGAUGAUCAAUGGUGUGCCACAUGGCAUUCGCUUUGAUGGACCACCAAGGGAUAUUAUUGUCAAUAACAUUCCCCAUACUGUACCUAUGGACAGAGCUGUCAAGAUCCGUAUCGGCACAAGACCACACAAUAUUGCCUUUGGUGGCCCGGCUCAUGAAGUGAUAUUUGAUGGAAAAUGGUACGAGGUGAAAUUUGAUGGCCCUCCCAAAACAAUUGUGGUGGGAAAUAGACAAGUGGAAAUUCAGCUGAAGGGAAAUUCACCUGAUGUGAAAAUCUUAGAACCUAUUGAGGAUCCACAGUUAAUGAUGCCUGUUAAUAAUGUUGGCUUUGGCCCUCAUGCUCCAAAUGGAAUGCAAGGCCCAAGAAUGAGACCUCCAGGACCUGGUAAUUUCCAGACAGAGGGGCCCAUGAUGAACCAAGGAUCCAACAGACCUAUUGGACCUGGACCUAUAGGAGGCCCACGACCACCAGUGAUGGAUAGACCAUCAAUGCAAAGACCAAAUCAGCCAAUGGAAAACCCUCCAAUGAUGCAGCCACCUAAUAGCAUGAUGCCAAAUCAGCCUCCCCAUGGGAUGAUGGGACCUGGUCUGAACCCCAUGAUGCCCAAUCAGGGAUUCCCCAUGAUGCAGCCUACUCCUAUGUCUAUGCAGUCCUUGUCUACGGGGGCCAAUACCCAAAUAGGUGCAGGUCCUAUAUUAAGCACACCUGUUGCAGAUGUCAGCCUGACCAGUAAUCAGUCAUCUCAGAUUCCAGGCAUUAUUCCUUCAGCACCAGCAACUUCAGCACCAUUUGACAUUGGGUCAUUAUUCCAGAAACUUUUAGACACUGGAAUAAUUUCCAAACCAGAGGUAAAAGCGGAGCCUUCAACUGAACCCAGCAAAGUGAAGAAAGAGGCAGCCAUUCCUGAAAUUAAGAAAGACAAGAUUGACGUUGUUCCUGAUCUACUAGACCUUAAAACAGAUAGCCUGAAAAAGCAAUACAAAGGGGUGUUUCAAAGAAUGUACAGUGGGAUUCAAUGUACUUCUUGUGGAAUGCGCUUCACGUCAAGUCAGACUGAAAAGUACAGAGAGCAUCUAGACUGGCAUUUCCGUCAAAAUCAGCGAGAAAAGGAUGGAGCUCGGAUAUUAUUACACAGAAAGUGGUUUUAUACGUUGGAUGAAUGGAUUGAUUAUGAGGAAAUUGAUGAAUCUGAGGACAAGGGUAAGAGUAUUGUGUUUGAGCAGAGUAAACCAAGUACAGUGCCUGACACUGCUGCCGUCAAAAUCAACAUCCCAGAAAACGAUGACAUCCUCAGGUGUCCAGCAGCUUCAGAUGGAGAAAAUGUAUGUGACAUUUGUGGUGACCCGUUUGACCAGUACUGGGAUGAAGAGGCAGAGGAAUGGCAUCUCAAGGAUGCAAUCAGAGCAGAGGGCAAGACAUACCACCCAGUAUGUUACGAAGAUGAAAAAGAGGGCAGCAUCAUAGAGACAACACCAACACCUACACCAAAGACAGCCGAGAAUAAUCCCCUCAUCAUGCAGAUCAAAAAAGAACUUGGGCAGAUACCAGCUGAUACUGUGAUUCAGUACCAGGAGAAUAUGAUAGUGAAACCAAAAGUGAAAAUAGAAGAACCAGCAGAAGAGGAAAGUGUUCAAGAAACUCAGCAAACCUCAAAUGUGGAGGAAACUGUCUGCAAUCGUGCAACUGUUAAACAGGAAGUGCCAGAUGCAGAAGAGGAAGUGAAAGAUAUAAAUACUGAGGGACCAUCUCAAGAAAGUGUAGCAAUAGAACAUGUUCAAGUAAAAGUGGAAGUUACAGAAGCUGAAGCUUCUUGAGAAUAUUUUGUUUUAUAAUCAUAUUUUCAUGAUUGUGUAUCAUAUUCAAAAGGGCUUUCAAGAAAGAUAUACUCUUUGAUUAGAGAUAUAUUUGCUAAUUGUACAUAAAAUGCUGUAAAGUAAAAGUGCAGAGGUUGUAAUGAGAGUGAUUGAGUUUGGUGUAAACUUAUCAUGUAUUUAUAUUUUUAUUGUAAGAAGGCAAGGGAAGUGCUUAAAUUCAGUACACUAAUCUAAUCUGUGCUGUUGCGAGUUAUUUAUUUUGUGUCAUUUAAUGGCUUAAGAAGGGAUACAGUGAACUAUUAAAAAAACUAAAGUAUUAGUGCAAUUUCCCAGCAUGUCUCACUGUGUGAAACAUAUUCAUUACUUUUUUGUGUUUUGUACAUUGUGAAUGCUUAAAAAUAACAUCAAAUUAAAUCAUUGUACAUGUCACUCUGAUUCAUUUAUAUUGUGACAUGUUUUAUUCCACUUGAUUUUAUAUUUUGUCCAUUGAAAUAAUAGUCUAUGUUAUGAAACCCAAGAUGGGACUGUUCAACAACAAUAAAAAGGACAAAAAUUCUCAA
This is a messenger RNA of Saccostrea echinata, 6367 nucleotides long. RefSeq names its product pre-mRNA cleavage complex 2 protein Pcf11-like. Lineage: Eukaryota; Metazoa; Mollusca; Bivalvia; Ostreida; Ostreidae. Gene Ontology annotation, biological process: termination of RNA polymerase II transcription. The record is from RefSeq and is a predicted model, not a curated record. The coding region runs from base 102 to 5807 and encodes 1901 amino acids. Gene Ontology annotation, cellular component: cytoplasm; mRNA cleavage factor complex. The transcript is spliced from 16 exons. Gene Ontology annotation, molecular function: RNA polymerase II complex binding; mRNA binding.